Messenger RNA from Leptinotarsa decemlineata (Colorado potato beetle), 6277 nucleotides. It is a transcript of the gene IntS1, whose product is annotated as integrator complex subunit 1. Lineage: Eukaryota; Metazoa; Arthropoda; Insecta; Coleoptera; Chrysomelidae. Gene Ontology annotation, biological process: U2 snRNA 3'-end processing. Gene Ontology annotation, cellular component: integrator complex. The record is from RefSeq and is a predicted model, not a curated record.
AUAAGAUACGAGGUAUCUGGUAUCUGUAUUAGGUAUCAACACUCAACAGUGUUGUAAUAUAUUUCAGAUUUUCAGUAUUCUAAGGCAAAAGAAUAGGAAUCUUUCCUUUAAAUUUGAGGAUAUAUUAAUCGGUGCGACUAGUUAUCAAAUUACCUGCGUUACAUAUCCAAACAAACAUUAUGGAAAGAAAUAAAUCCGGUACGGGAACAAGGGGCCCCAAAGCAAAAAUUACCCAGCAACUGCCUGAUUCGUUCAUAGCCCUUGGUGCUAAACAGUCUACUCCACGAGAUGACACUAAGAGGUCUGGGCCUCUCCCAAAAGUUUCUGGGAGUUCCCAUAUCUCGUCGAGCUCAAGUAAAGCUCCAGUGGAUAAACUCAAAAGGGAGGCCACAUCUUCAAGCCUGACCCCUGUCAAUCCAGCGAAGAAACUGAAAGGAAACCUUCCGGGAACACGUCCAGGUAUAUCAGGGGCUGCCGGAUCCAGCUUGUUGUCUUUGGAUCGUUUGGGAGGUGGAUCAGCAGGUGUGGAACCUUGGGAGUCGAUGGUGAUAGACUGUGAUAUUGGUGAUAUGUUUGAAAAUGUUGGCGCUCAGAUUUCUAACGAUAAUACAGAGAAAGCUGUUGGUUAUAUAUUGGCUUUGAUAAAGAACCUAAAGAAUCAAAGGUCGAAACCCUGCAAGGUGGCGUACACAGUGUUUUUCCUUGUAGGCACUUGCAAGCCCUCUUUGUACACUAACGAAUUCGUUGUGAACGCUAUACUGAGUGUCUUGAGGAGGGACGUUAAUGCUGGUCUGAAAGCGAUAAAUAAAAGCAAUCCCUACGUCCACCAGAUAUUUCUGAAUCUGUUGGCACAUGCGUAUUCUGAAGUUAAUAAUUGGCCAGAAAUGUUCGUCAAGCUUUAUGUGGAAGACGCCGUCGGGGACAGAGUUUUUGUGGACAGUCCUUUUUGCAAACCUUUUGUAGACAACAUAGUGACCGCAUUCAACACCAAAAUUCCCCCCUCGUCGUUGUUGAAAUCAGAAACUUGGACAUCCGCCACUAGAGACACAUCUAGUCCUUUGACGAUAAACAGUAUUGACGAAGAUGAAGUUUUCAGUGAACAGAGAGCAAUCGUAGAUACUUGGCAUUCAAAGGUUUAUCCUCGCUUCACUCAAGCGCAAGAGAAAGUGGAGCAAAUCGUACUGGAAGCCAUAAAGGAACAACUGGCUAGGCGGCAACAGCCUGAAACGAUCACAAAGAACUUUGUCCGGUUUCUCAGCACUGCCUGUGGGCUGGUGGAAAUCCGUAUCAUAGCGGUUUCCCGAAUAGAAACGUGGUUGCACAACCACAAGCUGAUGAAACCGGCUCAAGAACUGCUGGCAUACCUGUGUUUCAACUGUUCGACGGUUUCACAGAGAGACGUGGAGGUUAUAGCGCAACUGAGUAAACUGCGCCUGAAGAACAAACCGAUGGUUAAUUAUUUCAACAACUGCUUGAGGGAGAUGGUUUUUUCUUUUCCCGAGAAUUUGUACCCUCUGAUGAAGUACACAAUUUACAAUGAACUGAGUAACACCAGGAACACCAACAAUUUGAUUGUAGUGGGGGCCCUGUUCCAGGUAGCUCCAGAUGCCAGUGCGGAAGCCUUUGCUGAUAUAUGUCUGCAAUAAUGUAUGAACAAAGACGACUACCUGCGCCCCCUGCGCGCCCUCCUCAAGGAAAUCAACCGCGUGCUGCGCCACGAAUUGAACCUGGCGAGCGUCGCGCACGCUCUGCUGCGCGAACGGAAGGAAUUCGCGGCAGGCGUCGCGACGCACGAGUUCCGCGACCGCGUCUUCGCCAGCCUCGCCGACCUCGGGUGCAUGUGCAUGCUGCUGUGCGUGAGUCCGGCGGUGAGGGACGCCGCGACGCAGGGCAAGCGCGACGCCGCCGUGCUGAGGGCCUUCCAGGCGCAAGUGAGCAACGUGCAGAGAGAGUGCGUCACGUGGCUGCACGACUCGGCGCUGCGCGUCUUCCGGCCGGGCGUCGCCGAAUUCGGGCACGCCCUACACAAGGUGCUCUUCCUCGAACAAGCCGAGCAGUACUGCAAGGUAGACUCUUGGCCGGGAGAAAACGAACGCAACCUCUUUCUGCGGCUGGCUAGCGAGGUGCCUCUGCUGCAGACCACCCUCUUGCGAAUCCUCCUGAUCGGCAUAUCAAAGGAGCACCCCGUCUCAGCUCAAGAAGUGAUAGACAUAACGGACCAGCUGAUCAAACGCGUGGCCAACCUCUCGCCCGAUUGCGAUCCGCCCCUCGUCGUCGACAAGACCGAGAUCAUCGACUUUUUCUUCAAUCUGUGCAGUUACAAUUACCACGAGAACUUCACGCUGCCGCCAGGUUACGUACCUCCCAAGUUGGCCAUCACCAACCUCUACUGGAAGGUGUGGCUGAUGCUGCUUAUCCUGGCAGCCCAUAAUCCGCAUGGCUUCGGAAAUAUAGCCUGGAGCAAAUACCCAACGUUGAGGAUGUUCAUGGAGAUGUGCAUUACCAAUUACUUUUCUUUCCCUCCACCUACGAUGACCACUCUGGAAGAAGAUUACCAGACCAAGGAGCAGCAGAUCCUCGUCCUGGAAAAGCAGACGAUUCUGGAAUUCGAGUCGCACCUUGCGGCCGCUAGCACGAAAAUGGAAAUAAACGAGCAGACCAGCUUGCUGCUGCCGCAAUGCAUGGAACUCAGGCCGCAGAGCGAAGCUAGGAGACCCCCGCAGUCUGUUUUGGACCAGCUGCAGGCGCUCAACAAUUCGCACAGGCUCGGGCAUUUGCUGUGUCGGUCGCGGAGUCCUGAUUUCCUUUUGGAUAUCAUGUCUCGGCAAGGGAAUACGGCGCACAUGCCUUGGUUGGCCGAGCUAGUCCACAGUUCUGAAGGAGUGCUGGCCCACCUGCCGGUGCAGUGCCUCUGCGAGUACCUGCUAUCAACAGCUCCUGCAGAAAAGCUAACGAAACACGGCCAACUUCUCGCCCACCUGCGCACCGUCGUCAACGGCAACGACACCCAGAUGGCGUGCGAGGUUCUGGAGUAUCUCUUCAGGCGGCUGACCUCCGACCACGCCCCCAACCGCGCGCAGGCCAGCAGAGGCCUCGGGCUGAUCCUUGCGCCCCCGGAAGACCUCGAAGCAGCCCGCGAGGGCGAAGACACUCAGUGGCUGACUCGGUUCGUGUGCCGGUUCGCUCACUUCUCUCUGAUCAAGCCAGUCGUGGCGCAGUUCCUGAGACAGGCGUUGCAGAUCGAGACGAACCCCUCGAGGGUGUCGAGCUACAUCGACUUUCUGUCGGUGCAGCAGCAGGCCGAGCCUUUCGUAGAGCUGAACGAGCUUAUCACGGAUCUGUCUUCGGUGAUCAUAGAAAGGCAUAGCGUCGCUUCGUAUGUGCUACCCGGAAGGGAUUACGGCACGCUCAGGAAUUUGCUGCAGAUCUUCUAUCUGUACACGCAGAAGGCGAAGGAGAACGGUGAUGAGUCGUACACGAUUAACCAGACGUACGGGAACGAUUACGUUAUAGUAUCUUGGGCUACGGGCGAACAAUGCGCGAUGCAGCCUCUCGUCAUCCACGCCACAAUCGUCCUGUUGACUUACGGCCCUCUCGAUGACUUCAAGGCCUUCGACCUACUUCUGACCAGCUGGUUCCCGGAAAACAUGGAACAUCCCAGAGCUUACUCUCCCGAUACCUCCGAGACGACUUCCUACCUGCCGGACUGGAUGAAACUGAGGAUGAUAAGGUCAAACGUGUCUCGCCUCGUCGACGCCGCCAUCGAUAAACUCGAACCGCCGAAGCUCGUCCUCUUCAUCCAGUCCUUCGGCAUCCCCACGAACAGCAUCAGCAAGCUCCUCCACACUCUCGACAAGGCGACCAUCCUCGAUCCGAAGCUCGUCGUCGACUCCGUCCUGGACAAGACGUACAUGAUCCAGCUGGUCGAGGUGCAGAACAAGAGGGGCGCCGUGGGGGGCGAGACGUUCGUCAAGGCCAUCGAGAUGCAGGUGCCUCCCGUGCGAGAGAUCGAGAUCCAGGUCGACGUCGAGAUCAGGAAGCAGAUGCCGCCGAUGGCCAAGUGGCAGAAGGUCUCUGCGGUGAAUGAUUCGGAAGUCGUGCAUGGUUUGAAUAAUCUGUUCAAUCCCAACGGUUCCGGGGACAGAAACUUGAUUAUAUUGUCGCUGAUUAAGAGUGUCACUUUGAAGAAAAACACGGCCGAUUUGGUCUUCAACUUCAUAAAAUCCAUACCGAUAAACUUCACUCUGCCCGUCAUUCUCAAGUACAACUCGAUAUCAACGCUGUUUCGUCUCAUCUUUACCACUUCUAGUGCUUCCCCAGAAAAAACCGCCAUCGCAUCACAAUUCCUGAAGUUGAUACCGGACAAAAAGUCUUGCGUCGCCGUCGUUCUCCGGCAGUUUUUGAAGGGAAGCGGCAUCGAUAUGGAAGACGUGAAAAUGGAAGUCGAUCUAGAAGUGAAGAUGGAAGAGAAGCCGGUAGCUCUGUCUGGCCAUUACGAUGGUAUGGGGGGUGAGCUCGGGAAGAUGCUUCUGGAAGAGGGUGGCUCCAAGGCUGAGAAAACGGGACUAAUGAUCGACUGGCUGUCGACCGUUGAAUUGGAAAUCGCAAAUUCCGACAAACAUAAGUUGCAGAUGGAUCUAUUAUUUUCCAAACAAAAACUCCAGUUCAGACCGUUGCUGAUGUCGUUGGUGUUGCAAAGAGCCAGCUGGCAGAUAUUACACGGAAUCAUGACAUAUCUUUUGAGAGAGAACAUAUCUUCUGAAAUAUGUGCCGUCUCUGCUCUGGACUUUCUGAAUGCCCUCACCAAGAGCCCCAAGUUAUGGCAAGGAAGAGACAAGGCCAUACCUAAACAUCAUCAUGCAGAGGAUAUAUUGCAGCUAACGUGUGAUCAGGCCUUGGCAAUGAUACGGUACAUCAUAGAAGAAGCAAAAACAAACCAACCUAUGUGGAAGACGAAAAUGGAAUCUCGCCUGCAACUCCUGCUGAAAUGUCUGGGCAGCAACGCGACCGCUAUAAUGAAAACUCUGCUGCACGAAUCUGACGAGGACGUUUACUCUCGCGAACUGCUUCUGAUGAUCUACAUGUCGUUGCCGUACUCUGGUCAGGACAAUAUGAAAAUCGAACCAGAAAUGUGCUCUGAAGUCUACAACAAGAAUUGCCCAAGCACAGUUGAUGAGAUAUCACACUGCCUGUUCAGCGCCUUGGCCUCCACUCCACGCAGUAAGGACUGGCCCAAGAAGAGCUCCGAAUUAGAACUCUGCGCUCGAAAACUAGCCGCCACGCACCCCGUCCUCGUACUGAGGCAGCUGCCGAUGCUCGCCGGCUGCCUGAAGGGCAGAGCGCAGUACGAUUGGGGCGUUCUCAGGUCUCGGGGGCACUUCGCGCUCUUUGGCCAAGUACUCGGGUUGGUGGAGCUGCUACAGCCCCAUGUUUUCGAUCAGACGGGCACAUUGUGCGAUUUACUCGACUCAUACUUUGCGCUGCUGCAGUUUCAUGGACACUCGAAGGAGCUCGGUGGGCUCGUAGGGAGGAUCGUUGCUUUCGUGCAGAAUUGGAUGGUGAGGGACGUCAAGGGGGCCUCGAAGUAUCUGCAGGAGCACGGAGGAGUGCUGAAUGAUAUCCAGUUCAACCAGCCGGGCGUCCGCCCCCUGCUGUCCAGCGUAUCCCUCCCGAUAGGCGGCGACCAAUCCACCUCCAGUGAAAUCCUAGUCGGCACAGUGACGCCCCCCGUGCCCGAAUCAUUCCCGCAGCACUGGCCCCAGCUGAAGACCGCCCUUCAAUCCACCGACAACCUCGCCGCCCUCCAGGAGCUCGAUCACGUGACCGUCAGACGGCCCCAGUGGCUCUCGGAUGUCUCGCAGCACCUGCUCAACUCGAUCGGCUCCUCGAGCGGCCCCAUUCGCUCCCUGGCGUUGCUGCUGAUCGUGCGAUGGCUCAAGCAAUACCCGGGGGCGGCCGGGGAAGCACUCCCCGCAGUGCUCGCCUGCCUCGACAGCGACAACGGUGACGUCGUGGAAAGCGUGCUCGACAGGCUCUCGGACCUGGUGGCCGUCAUGCAAGAGUACGCCAAGGUGAUCCUCACGAGGGUCUUCCGGCUGGGCAUGAAGUCCACUACGAAUACUACUACGAAUAUUACGAAGAGUGUUGGUUUGUUAAGUUUGCAGUACGGGUGUUAAAGAGCGGCCAGAGGCGCUUCGUGUACAUAUAGAUUAAGAGUAAAUAUACUUGAGUUGUUUUGUAUGAUAUUUCGGUAAUCAAUUAAAUGACGAGUCGUGAA